Austrofundulus limnaeus is the source of this 3284-nucleotide messenger RNA. RefSeq names its product Rho guanine nucleotide exchange factor 15b (gene arhgef15b). Gene Ontology annotation, biological process: activation of GTPase activity. NCBI's taxonomy places the organism in Eukaryota, Metazoa, Chordata, Actinopteri, Cyprinodontiformes, Rivulidae. Gene Ontology annotation, molecular function: guanyl-nucleotide exchange factor activity; protein binding. The record is from RefSeq and is a predicted model, not a curated record.
GGGACGAUGAUGUCCUCAGACUAAUUCUUUCCUGUCAAAGCCUGGGGAAGUUUAAACAUAAGUAGAAGACGCCCACCUGCUACUAUGUCUAAACAGGAACAAGGCACGUCACUCGUCAAACCGGAGGUCAAGCAAMGACCUGAGGUCUCUUUCCGAUCCUUGGUGCAAAGCAGCUCCGGCUCUCCUGCCGACAGAGACAACGCUUCAGAACCUUCCGAAGGGAAAGUCAAAGACAUGGUGAACAUGUUUAGGCAGCAGGAGUCCAAAGAACUGGAGGAGCACGCCACUAUUUGUUUGUCAGAGCCCCUGACAGGCAGCAAAAAGCCCCCCGCGGUGAAGCCCAAGCCGGGCCGCGUCAGCUCUUCUCCUCAGCCGAAGCCAGAGGAGCUGCCGCCGCUGCCCAAGAAGAGGAGCCGCGUCCCGAACAAACAGAACAGAAGCGUGGAGGGAGUGGAGCCCAAAGGUGCGAGCGCAGGAGGGCGAUCAGAACCUGAUGGGAAGGAGGUGGAGGCCGAGGAGACGGGAGGCGGCGAAGCAGAGGCGUCUCUCGCUUCUUGCUCGGGUCAGAGCUGCAGCUGCCUGUGCCACCUCCAGCGACCUGGAAUGAUGCUGAUCUGGGUGCCCGUGGACGUGGAGUCAGCCGGGGAGGAGAACAACCACGUGAAGAGACAGACGCCGAAGAACGGCAAGAGGAGCGAGGAGGCGGAGCAGGGAGGAAAAGUUGACGGCAAGGCCAAAGAUGAGGCGGAGAGUGCUUCCGUAAAGGAGAAACCGGGUACGAAAUCAAAUGUACCAGAUUACCAGGACUGUUUGCCUUCAAAGGAGGAGGCCAGCAGUCCUCCUGUAAAAGAGAAACACGGGACAAAACAAAAAAAAUCAAAUUUCCAUGCACAACUGAAUGGUUUGCUUGCAAACCACCACAGCCAGAGGAUAUCAGAGCCAGGUUCUCAAGCCACCAAUAUUUAUGAGUCUUCUCUUAUAAAACCUGCUCCAUCUCUACCAGCUCUCCGAGAGCCAACCUCGCAAGACGAAGAGGAAAACAUCUACGAGGUCCAUCUCCCUGUUCCUGAGGAUUUCCCUAAAAAAACAAUUGUAAUAAGCGACCUGCUGAGGUUCUCUGAAAGCAACGCCAGCGCAUCGAACGCCGCGCCCGCCGUCGUGGUUGACAAACUGGGCCCGGACGACACGCCGCCCGCCCGUCCCCCGAAAACUCACAUGCUGGCGGGAAACCUACCCCCAUGCAGACCUGCUCCACCUCCGCCACUAUCGCCGUCCUCAAAGAGAGAACCCCGGAAGCUCAGCAAUGUUUCUUUAAACCAAACAGGAGAGGAGAAUGGAGGGAUGGAAGAAAGGGAGGACAAAGAACCGAGGAAGUUUUCGUUCAAAUUGGAGUCUCACCUCCAGAACGAGCCUCUGUAUCAGAUGUACCGCAAAACCGUGAUCUCAAAGGAGAUCCAUCGGCAGACCGUGAACCGCAACACCAGCAAAGGCAGUUACGACUACCCCCUGGACUGGAUGGCCAACCGCAACCGGAAAGGGUCUGACGCCUCGGCUUUUAGCGAAGACGGCAACAGCAGCACUCUGUGGCAGGAGCUCCCUGAAGUACGGGAGAGCGGCGUGCUGGAGCAGCUCUCCGCCAAAGAUAUCAAGUACCAGGAGAGCAUGUUUGAGGUUCUGACCUCGGAGGCCUCUUACCUGCGAUCCCUCCGCAUUCUGACCGAACUUUUCGUGGAGAGCCGGGAGCUGAACGAGACCUUGGUCAUCAUGGACAAGAAGACCCUCUUCUCCAACAUCCUGAAGGUUCGCGAGGUCAGCGAGAGGUUCUUGAAAGACCUGGAGGACCACAUCUUUAAGGACAUCGUCUUCACGGACAUCUGUGGCAUAAUCCACUACCACGCUCAGCACAACUUUCCCGCCUACAUCGACUACGUUCGCAACCAGAUCUACCAAGAGAAGACUUUCACUGAGCUCAAGAAGAUCAACACACAGUUCGCCAACGUGAUCAAACAUCUGCAAGAGUCGCCUCAGUGCCAGCGGCUGCCCUUCGUCUCCUUCUUGCUGCUCCCCUUCCAGCGAAUAACUCGCAUCAAAAUGCUGAUUGAGAACAUCCUGAAGAGAACAAAGCAGGGGACGAAAGAGGAGCAGGAGGCCAUCAAGGCUUUGGAUUCAGUCUCGAAGAUUAUCGACAAGUGUAACACGGAGGUGGGGAAGAUGAGGCAGGUGGAGGAGUUGGUUCAUCUCUCGAACAUGCUGGAUUUUGAUAAUAAAGUCAAGGCCAUCCCGAUCAUCUCAGAGACUCGAUUUCUGGAGAAGAAAGGUGAGCUUCUGGAGAUGUCCAGAGGAAAAACCAUCGUGAACAUGAGGAUGAAGUUCAGCCCUGUAAACCUCUUCCUUUUCAAUGAUCUGCUCGUCAUCGCUGUCAAGAAAAGCGGAGAGCGUUUUAUGGUGGCGGACUACGCUCACCGCUCUCUAGUGCAGGUCCAGCCGAAUGCUGAAGACAGCGUCUAUGAGAACAGCUUCGUCCUCGUCAUCCUGGAAAACCACCAGGGACGUGCGAUUGAGCGUUUCCUCAAAGCUCCUUCCAAGUCGGACAAGCAGCGAUGGCUGGCAGCUUUCCCAGACUCCACUACCCAAGAUGACGAGGAAAAGGUUUAUGAGGACUUCGAUUGUCCUCAGGUGCAGUGUGUGGAGCAGUACGAYGCAGAGCAAGCAGACGAGCUCAGCCUGGAGCCCGCUGAGAUCGUCAACGUCAUCCGCAAAACCAACGAGGGCUGGUAUGAAGGGAGCCGCUUGUCCGAUGGUCAGAAGGGUUGGUUCCCUGUAGCGAACGUCAUCGAGAUCACCAACGAGCACGUGCGCAGAAGGAACCUUCUGGAGCGCUACAGGGUCUCUCAGGCUGCGAGCUUCCUCAGCAAGACCCGCUGAGACCGACGAUGUAACCCAUCGCCUGGAGCAUGACGAGGCUUCUUUUGAAAAAACACCUGUAAUUAAAUCCUUUUAAAGUGGAUGCUGAGAAAUACCCGACGCGUCCACAUUUUUCCUGUCAGGGACGCUGUAAAAUGCACAUUCCGGUCAUUCCAGUCAUGGUUUGGGAGGUACUGUAAGCACUGCAGGUUGGAUGGGAUGCCGUGCAGGAUCGUCCUCAAUAACUGGCCUCACAGAGGUGAUCAGAGUCACAAUGAACCUGUGAGCAGAGGUCUGUCGUUCAAACACUCAGAUCUAAAUCAGCCAGAGAGUGACUUUGGUUUACGUCAGGUCAUUUUAACAUAAAAAUAUUUACAACA